AUGGUGGCCAUUUUGGUGGCAAAGUUGGUGGAGUUGUUGGUGGAGCUGUUGGUGGAGCUUUCAGACCUUUUAAUGGAGCUGUUGGAGCUGUUAGUGGAGCUUGUGCUGCUGUUGGUGGCGUUGUUGGUGGAACUGUUGGUGGCAUUGUUGGUGGAAAAGGAGAAUGCGAUUCCGCAGAAAUACGUUUUUCAGAAAUGUGAAUCAGGUCCCUGUGCGUUUCUCCUGGUCAUCAAAGCUGACAGGUUCACUGAAGAAGACAGAAAAACUGUGGAGAAGAUUGAGAAGCUCUUGGGACGAGAGCGUCUCCAGAAAACCUGGAUUCUCUUCACCAGAGGAGAUGAACUGGAGGAUGGAAACUUGACAAUAAAAGAGUUAAUCACUGAAAACAAACAUUUGAAGAAACUCCUUCAGAAAUAUGACCAGAGAUACCAUGUGUUCAACAACAAGAAAAAAGGACACAGUGGACAAGUUACACUGCUACUUGCAAAAAUUCUCAAGACGUUUCUUAAGAAAACAGAAAAAGGAGCAGGGAAACUGGAGCAGCCUCCGCCGAAGAGAUGCACAUUAAUGUCAAAAAAUGCUAACGAAUCCACAAGGAUGGUGCUCCUGGGUGAAACUGGUGCAGGAAAGAGUGCAGCCGGUAACACCAUACUGGGACAGAAGGUGUUCAAAUCUGCAGUAACCAAUACAUGUUUAAAGAAACACGCCACGGUUGCAGGCAGGAUAGUGUCUGUAGUUGAUACACUUGAUUUCUUUGACACAAAGAAGAACCCUGAGCAGUUAGUUAGAGAGACGGCGAGAAGCAUUCAUUUAUCCAGACCCAGACCUCACGCUUUUCUCAUUGCAUUUCCUGCGAACAUGAGGUUUACUGAGCGUGAGGAGCAGAUUCCUCAGAUGGUCCAAAUACUGUUUGGAGAGGAUGUGUUAAAAUACUCCAUUCUCUUCACUCAUGGGGAUCAGUUAGAAGGAGGGUCCAUUGAGAAACGUAUUGAGGGGAACUGUGCAUUAAGACAUCUAGUACGUGUGCAGUGUGGAGACCGGUAUCAUGUCCUCAACAAUAAAAACAUUAAAGAUAGAAAGCAAGUCAAUCAUCUACUGCUGAUGAUUGACAGAAUGAUAGUGCAGAAUGGCGGAUACUACACUAAUGAGAUGCUUCAAGAUUCUCAACAAGGGGAAGAACAGCUGACACAAAGGAGGGAGAGAAAAAUAAGCAUUCAAAGAAACUCUGGAUAUUCUUUUUUAUCAGGGGAUUGCCAUCAUUUUAACAUGUUAGUUGUUGUAGUAAGUGUAGCUAUUGGAGUUGGUCUUGGAGCUGUUUGCGGAGCUCCUGGAGGAGCUCUUGCUGCAGUUUUAGUGGAGGUGGUGCAGGUGGUAUAGCUGGUAGUGCAGUUU
Sinocyclocheilus grahami is the source of this 1392-nucleotide messenger RNA. RefSeq names its product GTPase IMAP family member 8-like. The coding region runs from base 1 to 1377 and encodes 458 amino acids. Gene Ontology annotation, molecular function: GTP binding. Lineage: Eukaryota; Metazoa; Chordata; Actinopteri; Cypriniformes; Cyprinidae. The record is from RefSeq and is a predicted model, not a curated record. The transcript has 3 exons.